Molecule: messenger RNA, 5252 nt
Organism: Cydia strobilella
Lineage: Eukaryota; Metazoa; Arthropoda; Insecta; Lepidoptera; Tortricidae
Gene: Hs3st-A
Product: heparan sulfate glucosamine 3-O-sulfotransferase 5
Exons: 7
Coding region: 176-1387 (403 amino acids)
Molecular function (GO): [heparan sulfate]-glucosamine 3-sulfotransferase activity
Source: RefSeq, a predicted model, not a curated record
AGGUAUCGCAAUUUAAAUUUUUCUUUGCAGAUUUUGGUAACAAAAACAAAACGAUGGCGGCAUAUUUUCACAUAUCGACGUGUAACAGAUAGAAGCAACGACUGUGAUGCAAGUAGAUGUAAUGGCGUAGGUCAUACGCAAUGUCCACAUAGGAGCAGCAGAUCGAUGGGACCGCAUGGAGACACGCGUGCAGAUGAAUCAAGCGCUGCCGACCAAACGCACGGAAGCAACCUAUAGGAGUUGCUCGCAAUCUCUGCCGCUCGACAUUCUAUGGUUGCCGCGGUCGUCGUUCCGGCCGGCAGAGGGCGAGCUGGCGGACUGCGUGCUCGUGGUGGGGGUGUCGCGGCCCAAGCUCGCGGCGGCGCUGCUCUCCGUGACGCUGCUGUCUCUCUUCCUCACCUUCCACGUGCUGUACGACAGCGCGCUUUACAGCAUACAGGCUGCCAGCCUGGCGUCCGCGGCGAGCGAGAGCCGCAAGAUCUUGCACAGCCAAGAAAUGAGCGGUCGCAGCAUCAACCAUCCCAUGGCGCUGCGGAAGAGGACGCGGCCCGCAAGGCCGCCAAGGCCGAUGAAGAGGCUUCCACAGGCGUUAAUAGUCGGAGUCCGAAAGUGCGGUACGCGAGCACUCCUAGAGAUGCUGUACCUUCAUCCAAUGGUACAGAAGGCGUCUGGCGAAGUGCAUUUCUUCGAUCGCGAUGAGAACUACGCUCUGGGCCUGGAGUGGUACAGAAGUAAAAUGCCACUGUCCUUUAAAGGGCAGAUAACAAUAGAGAAGAGCCCUAGUUACUUCGUUACUCCUGAGGUGCCAGAACGCGUCCGCGCCAUGAACUCCUCAGUGCGGCUGCUCCUCAUAGUGCGCGAGCCGGUGACUCGCGCCAUCUCCGACUACACACAGCUGCGCAGCCGCGCCACGCCUUCGGCCCCGGCGCAUGCUAUGACACCAUCCCAUCCGGCGCCUGACGCCGCCAAGCCGUUUGAGCAUCUCGCCAUAUCGCCCGAUGGCUCUAUUAACGUCGCGUAUAGGCCAAUCGCCAUAUCAUUGUACCACGCGUACUUGCAUCGUUGGCUGGAGGUGUUUCCUCGGGAGCAGAUUCUAGUAGUCAACGGGGACUUACUCAUCGAAGACCCGGUGCCUCAGCUGCGGCGCAUCGAGAAGUUCCUUGGAUUAGAGCACAAAAUUGGAAGAAGAAACUUCUACUUCAACGAAACUAAAGGCUUCUACUGCUUACGAAAUGACACUACGGACAAGUGUCUUCGUGAAACUAAAGGUCGUAAGCACCCGCGGGUGGACCCGGCCGUCGUCACCAAGCUUAGGAAGUUUUUUAUACAGCACAACCAGAGGUUCUACGAUCUCGUAGGAGAAGACCUCGGCUGGCCCGAGGACUAGGUAACUGGCCAAGGCCAAUGGCGUUACCAGACAUAUGGAUGCACCAUAUCUUUGUGAUCGAAUGUAAUUCUUACAUAUCAAAAUAAAACAUAUCAUUAGUGCUUAAGGUUUUUAAAAUAUAAUAUAUAUAUGUAUACAUCUAGAGUAAUUACAAAUUAGAACACGUGGAAAUAUAAAUUUUAUUUAUUAGUACGAGAUGUUUUGUAUACAAAAUUUUGCUGCACUUUAGUUACACAAUGUAGUUAUAUACCGAUUUCAUUUUGGGUUUAUUGUACCAAUUGAAGUGAUCGUUUAUACUGGAUAUAUUAUAUUAUAUUUAUUAAUUUUGACAGUGUCUACGAAACGGGAACAAAAAUUGAAAGUAUGAAAGACGCGGUCAAUAAUUAUGAUUGUUUAGAUCAGCGAAGAUCCUUCACAAUUAUCACGCAACACGCACUGAUUCGAUAGACCGACUCACUGGAACCCUGAGCAAUAUAUUUUUAAUAUUAAUAGCUAAUAAUUAAGUAUUACGUGCAAACCUUUACACAGCGUUUUUUAUACAUUUAGGUAUGGAUUUUAAAGCUGUUUGUGAUCAGUUCGUUCUUAGUACUUAUUCACUAGUUGAGGCGUAAGUAUCUACUAAGCUAAAUGUAAGUAUUCUACUAGAGUAAUUCCACGAGGAUACGUGUUGUGUACAUUUUUCGCUUUCUCUUAUUAGAUGUCGUAAGUUUUGAUCGUGUCGUGUGGCUCGUAAAUGUUUAUAUGUUACUAGUGAAUGUGAUUUUUCAAAUUCUUAACCAUAUUUCCCAUGUUUUCCAAAUUGAUCAUUGCAAUGUUUCAAGUUAGUAGGUAGCUAAUUGUCUUCUUUAGAACGGUACUCUUGAAACUCGUAAUCCGAAUCAUUCUGUGUGUGUCUAUAAUAAUAUCAUAAAUUUCUUUGAUCUCAGUGUUGUUAUGGAGUCGUUGUUGAGUGUGUUGGUCACACUGUAGAACAUACACACGAUUUAAAUUAUAGUAAAAGUGGAGAGAUAUCGAUAUACAUUCAACGCGGGUUUAGGAGUAUUCUAUUUAAGCGAAACGUCCAAGACUGAAGAGUUAGUUGAGUAAGUUUAAGUAAUAUUUAGCAUAAAGUGUCCAGAGGUAGCGCCGCCCUAACGACGCCCGAGGCGACCUGGCCGACUACGGAAUGGCACUCAACGCCAUUAUCAAUACAUAUUUCAUUUCAAAAUCACAAGACAGUCAACGAAUAUUAAUAUUUUGUAAAACGUAAGCCUUCUACGAAUGCUUAUCCAAAAAGAAUAUUUUUUAACUAUUAAACUAUUUAAAUGGAUAAAGAAACGAAAAAUCUAUGUACAAUUUGCUCUAAUAUCUGUUAUAGCUGUUUUACUGCCAUAUGAAAAGAGCACCUGUCAAUAUGAAACUCGUAUCAAAUACCAUUUUAUUGCAGUUUACAGUCGUAGGGACCAAGGGUAAGCAGGCCCAACGCGGGUUAGCUAACAACAACCGUAAAAAAAUCUACGAUUUUAUUGUAUUUAAAUAGCGAAUAUAUAGUCAUUAGUUAGAAAAUGUAUCAAACUUCGAUUUAGAACAUCGUUUUUUAAGUUUCCGCUUAAAAUUUCAUACAAUAGAAGAAAAGCAAAGGCUAAAACCCGCUUUGCCCAGACAUGGGCCUAAAUUGGGUUGGCGCUUUGGGCAAAACGGGUAGUGGUUGGGCGAAGCGGGUAUUUUUAAAAUUAGACGUAUAUAACUUAUAUUUAAACUAAAUAUAUAAUCACAAAAUCGUUACAAAAACAAUAUUAUACUGAAAUAAUCACUAUCAAACGGUAUCAUGAAAUGAAAUUUAACGUCAUUGAAUGUCCCAAACUACUACCGUUUGGAAUUUUGAUUUCUGUGAGAUUUAAGUUACUUUAUUGUAUUUUACCUGGUUAUAUUAUUAAUAACAGUCGUAUAAUCAGCAUUGCGACAUAUUCUAGAGAUCUUACAAUCAAUAUAAACGUGUUGCUACAUUACAUGUAAACUUAGUAAGGCUUAGGCUACCCUCUUUGCCCUACCCGCUUUGCCUAGCCUUAUUGACAUUGACAGGAUAUAAAUUUGAAAUACGAACAGAGACGUUAAUGCAUUCGAUCUCAUUUAAAUGUUAAAUCUGGCUAAAAUCAUACAGUACAACUGCUAACUAGUAAUCUGCUAAGAUAUCUGACUAAUCAGACAAUACUUACCUUGAUUUUUUUAACAAAAACACCACAAAACUAACUGCAUACCGCCAGGCGUCCUCUGCAUAGCGCGGAUUGUUGGGAACUAAUUGAAACUCGUUGGCGGUUGGUCUCUUACGACGCUUGCAUACAUUCACAAUACUGUUACAUACAACGAUGUAUAGGCGCCUACCCGCUUUAGGCGGCCUAAUACCCGCUUUUGGCCUGGUUACCCUACAUUAAUUCUGGGACACGGAAAUGGUAUCAAAUUCAAAUUAAUGAGGCAGUGGUUGAUUCAGGUAUUUUCCACGAUUCUCUUCAAAGAUUUCUUUUAUACAUAUUGCAUAAACAAAUUGGAUUUGCGUUCGUAAUCAUGAAGGUAUAACUCAUUGUACGAUGUACCAGUAUUGUGAUGUAUCGAAGAUACAACUACCUAAUAUUAGGAGCGGAAGCAACUUUCGAACAAGAUACUUGCUGCUGACAAAUAUUUCACCACAAGUUGCUCAAGUAACUUUCAGUGAUAAAUAAAAGGUUGAAAGAAACAAAAAAGAACAGAAGUAAUUUCAGCUACUUGUGUGAUAUCAAGAAUAUCAAGCAUAUCAAAAUUAUUGUUAGAUUUAUAAUAUAACUAUGUAAGGUUUAAUAUUUGUUUUAAAAGGCUGGUUUUAUAAAAGUUUUUACUUAGUCUCAAAGAGAAGUGAAUGAUAACUAUUUAUAAAACUGACCAAGGUUAACUUUAUUGAGAGUAUAAUUUACUUUGUUUUGUUAAAACUGAUUUAACUAGUUAUUAGAUAUUUUUAAUCACUGUUAAAUGUUGUGCACGUUCAUAAGGUGUAGUUUAAAUUUGAUUAGGAUAAUACUGUUAAAUAUAGUUACUUAUUAUUUUUAGAAAAUUAAAGUAUAAUAUUAUUUUUAUAAUACCUGCGGACAUGUAUACAGGAUGACCUUAGCCUUUGGACACACCCUGAAAUCCAACGUAGGGUUACUUCUCAGGAAUGCUCUAACGUUAAUAUUUUUUUAUUGGAACAAAAAAAAUAUAUUUUCAAACAAAAAUUUAUUCCAAUGAUCAACAACAAAAAUAAACAUACUGUAUUAAUCAUUGCCAGUGUUUUUGACAAUUUGUUCGAAAAUGUGCGGCAAUGAUGACAUUUGUCAAAAGUCAGGAUCUAAUUAAUGUCAUAAAUAAAAAAGAUAAUCAAUAAGGUCGAAGAAGGUUUCAUAUGUUAUAUAGGGAAGGUAUAUUUAUUACCUCAGGAGCUAUUAACACAUACAGGCUGCUCCAAAGUAAAAAAUCGUAAUUUAUUAAUUUCUUCGUAACCGCUACACCGGUUGUUAUGAUACUUUGUAUACUGAUUCUAAAUACCCUAAUGCACAUGUACAUUUUGGCUUUGUAUAAGGACACCCUGUAUAUUUUGUGCAAUCCAUUUUAAUGUUUAUUUAAUAAACAUAAUAUACUAUACUUUAUAUUUUAGUUAAAUUAUGUGUUGUAAACCUUAAAUGCGUUUAUUUACUUUCUUGUACUUUACAUGCAAUGAAUUUUAUGGCAAUUACAUAUCAUUAGGUUAAAUGAAAAUGUUAUAUAUACCGACUAAAAUCUAUUUUACCCAUGUCUUAAAUAUUACAUUUCCUUGUAAAUAUCUUUUAAAUUCUGUUAAUAAGUUAACUGUACGUCUUCAAUAAAUAUGAAGCAAGAGUAC